Molecule: messenger RNA, 7266 nt
Organism: Jaculus jaculus (lesser Egyptian jerboa)
Lineage: Eukaryota; Metazoa; Chordata; Mammalia; Rodentia; Dipodidae
Gene: Dop1b
Product: DOP1 leucine zipper like protein B
Exons: 37
Coding region: 147-7025 (2292 amino acids)
Biological process (GO): Golgi to endosome transport
Cellular component (GO): endosome; trans-Golgi network
Source: RefSeq, a predicted model, not a curated record
CUAGAGGCUUGGGGCUUGGGGCUCGCGUGUCUCCGCGGCGACGGACCGAUCUCCCGCAGCCCGACAGGCUUCGACACGCCGUUGGUGGGCGCGCCCACGAACCAGGCCUGCCGCCUCCGAUACUUUCCUCACUGUGAGAAUGUAAGAUGGAUCCAGAGGAGCAAGAGCUACUAAGCGAUUACAGAUACAGAAAUUACUCUUCAGUGAUUGAAAAGGCUUUAAGAAACUUCGAGUCCUCCAGUGAAUGGGCGGAUCUCAUAUCUUCCCUUGGCAAACUUAACAAGGCUCUCCAGAGCAACCUGAAGUAUUCCUUGUUGCCAAGACGGCUCAUCAUCAGCAAGAGGUUAGCCCAGUGUUUGCAUCCUGCCCUGCCCAGUGGCGUGCACUUAAAAGCCCUCGAAACCUAUGAGAUUAUCUUUAAAAUUGUGGGGACCAAAUGGCUGGCCAAGGACUUGUUCCUGUACAGCUGCGGUUUAUUUCCCCUCCUGGCACAUGCUGCGAUGUCGGUGAGGCCUGUGCUGCUUGGCUUGUAUGAGAAGUACUUCCUCCCACUGCAGAAACUGCUGCUGCCCAGUCUCCAGGCCUUCCUCAUGGGCCUGCUGCCAGGCCUGGAGGAGGGCUCUGAAAUCUACGACAGAACCGAUGCUCUGCUCCUGAGACUGUCGCUGGUGGUCGGCCGGGAGGUGCUCUACUCCGCCUUGUGGGGGAGCAUCCUGACGAGCCCUUCCAUCCGCCUUCCUGCCUCGCUCUUUGUGGUGGGCCACAUCAACAGGGACUUGCCGGGCAACGAGCAGACGUACAUGCUGGGGACCGAUUACCAGCUCACGGUGAAGUCACUGUGUGCGUCACUGCUGGAUUCCAAUGUUCUUGUGCAAAGAAAUAAUCUGGAAAUUGUUCUGUUUUUCUUCCCAUUUUACACCUGUCUGGAUCCCAAUGAGAGAGCCAUUCCCCUGCUCAGACCUGACAUCGUACACAUUCUUUCUGCUGCCACCCAGACCCUGCUGAGAAGGGACAUGUCUCUGAACAGAAGACUCUAUGCCUGGUUACUAGGUUCAGACAUUAAAGGAAAUACCAUUGUGCCAGAAUCUGAAAUUUCAAAUUCUUAUGAAGACCAGUCCUCAUAUUUUUUUGAAAAAUACUCCAGAGAUCUUUUAGUUGAGGCGCUGGCCGAGAUUCUGCACCAGACACACCCGGGUGAUGAUGUGGAGGACCAGCAGGCGUACCUGAAGCCUUUCCGCAUCCUCGUCAGUCUGCUAGACAAGCCGGAAAUAGGGCCUCAAGUGGUUGAGAAUUUAUUUCUGGAAGUCAUCAGGGCCUUUUAUUCUUACUGUAGAGACUCCCUGGGCUCUGACCUGAAGCUUAGCUACACUCAGAGUGGAAAUACGCUGACAAGUGCAAUCAAAGAGAAUAAAAAUGCUUCUGAGGUUGUGAAGACGGUGAAUUUGCUGAUCUCAUCCCUCAGCACCGACUUUCUCUGGGAUUACAUGAUGGGGUGUUUUGAGGAGUGUUUUAGACCAGUGAAGCAGAGUACCUCCAUUGGAAAAGCCAUCAGCCCUCCCCCCACGGUCUCGGAGCUCUGCACGCUGCUCGUGUUCCUCCUCGAUGUGAUUCCCUUGGAGCUGUACUCUGAGGUGCAGACGCAGUACCUCCCACAGGUACUCGGCUGCCUCGUGCAGCCUCUUGCUGAGGAAGUGGAGGCCCUAAGCUUACCUGAGCUCACACAUGCCUUGAAGACGUGUUUCAAGGUGCUCAGCAAAGUCCAGAUGCCACCCUCCUACCUAGAUACAGAGCCCACCAGCGGAAGCUCGAGCCCCAUAAAAGGUGAAAACAGUGGAGUAAUUUUGGAAACAAAGGCAGUGGUUCCAGAGGACGAGGAUGCUUCUUUCCCCCCACUGAGAUCUGAGGACAGUGGGAUCGGGCUCAGCGCUUCAUCCCCAGAGCUCUCCAAGCACCUGCGGGUGCCUCGGGUCUCCCCGGAGAGAGAUGACAUUUGGAAGAAGGGCGGGAGCAUGCAGAGGACGUUUCUUUACAUCCAGGAGCUGAUCGCCAACUUCGCCAGCAAGAACAUUCUUGCAGUUCCGCCGACAGCACCUGGGGAAGAAAGCAAGACCUCCGGGAAGAACGGCACGGGUGCGGUGCAGGGCGCCACGGCUGGCCACUCCGGCAGGAAGAACUCGUGGGAGGCCAAGCCCAGCACUGUGCCCCAGUUUAAGCAGAUGCUUUCGGACUUGUUCACAGUGCGAGGGUCUCCAUUUAAAACAAAAAGUUCCGGAUCCCCGUCGUCUGGCCCCAGUAGCCCUGGUAGAAAAGCGGAAACAGAGUGGGAUGUCGACCAGGUGGUCAUUGACUUGGGGGGCUCCAAGGAGGACUGCAGGGAGGCCUUUGCUGCUGCAUGUCACCUGCUGCUGGACUGUGCCACCUUCCCUGUCUACCUGUCUGAGGAGGAGACAGAAGAGCUGUGCGAAACACUCUUCCAGCUUCCAGGAGCCAGCGAUACCAGUUUUCCAGCAUGGCUGAAAUCCCUUAUGACCAUUUGCUGCUGCGUGACUGACUGCUACCUCCAGAACGUGGCCAUCUCCACCCUGCUGGAAAUGAUAAACCAUUCCCAGUCCCUUGCUCUUGUCAUUGAAGACAAGAUGAAGCGUUACAAAAACUCUGGGCACAACCCAUUUUUUGGCAAGCUGCAGAUGGUGACUGUUCCUCCCAUUGCUCCAGGGAUAUUGAGAGUCAUUGCGGAGAAAACAGACUUCUAUCAGAGGGUGGCUCGUGUGCUUUGGAAUCAGCUAAACAAGGAGACCCGCGAACAUCACAUCACUUGUGUAGAGCUGUUCUACCGGCUGCACUGCUUGGCCCCGACAGCCAACAUCUGUGAGGACAUCAUUUGCCAUGCCCUCCUGGACCCUGACAAGGGAACAAGGCUAGAAGCUCUGUUCAGGUUUUCUGUGAUCUGGCACCUGACGAGAGAGAUCCAAGGCAGUCGUGUGACAUCCCACAAUCGCUCCUUUGACAGGUCCCUGUUCGUUGUGCUGGACAGCCUGGCCUGCGCAGACGGCGCCAUCAGCGCCGCGGCCCAGGGCUGGCUGGUGCGGGCACUCUCCCUUGGGGAUGUGGCGCGCAUCCUCGAACCCGUGCUCCUGCUGCUGCUCCAACCCAAGACCCAGAGGACCUCCAUUCACUGCCUCAAGCAGGAAAACUCAGCUGAGGACUUGCAUCGAUGGUUUAACAGAAAGAAGCCCCCUUUCAAAGAGACAUGUGGGAUGCCUGAGCUGCAGGAAAGUGGCUCCGAAGAGAGCUUACCUCUGAACCAGUUCACCACAGUGGAUCGAGAAGCUAUCUGGGCCGAGGUGGAGAAGGAACCAGAGAAGUGCCCACCGAGAAGUGAGCUGAGCGAGGAAGACCUUCCGUACUAUGUGGAUCUUCCAGACAGGACGGCCCCGAGUGCGCUGGACAGCAGCGAGCACACCGAGUCUGCAGACACGAGUUGCAGCCACACAGACAGCGAGAACACGUCCACGUUCUCCUCCCCCUCUCACGACCCACACGACCUGAGCCACGAGGAGAACUGCUGCACACCCAUCUCUGUGGGGGGCAGGGUACACCCUAAGCGCUCGGCCGUCACGGCCUUCCAGCCAGAAGGUCUCAAGGCCAAUGCCAAGUUGAGCCUAGUGCGGGCCGACUCGGACAAGACGCAGGCUUCCGAGUCGCUGUCCAGCGACGAGGAGGCGGACUUGGAGCUCCAGGCCCUCACCGCGUCCCGGGUGCUGAAGCAGCAGAGGGAGAGGCGGGAGACGCUCGAGGCCUUGUUCAAGCACAUCCUGCUCUACCUGCAGCCCUACGACUCGCGGCGCGUGCUCUACGCCUUCUCCGUGCUGGAGGCCGUGCUCAAGACCAACCCGAAGGAGUUCAUCGAGGCCGUGUCCAGGACCAGCAUGGACACCAGCUCCACCGCACACCUCAAUCUCAUUUCCAACCUCCUCGCGCGCCACCAGGAGGCUCUCGUCGGCCAGAGUUUCUACGGAAAGCUCCAGACCCAGGCCCCCAACGUGUGCCCACACUCUCUGCUCAUCGAGCUCCUCACCUACCUCUGCCUGAGCUUCCUGCGCUCCUACUACCCGUGCUACCUAAAGGUCUGCCACAGAGACGUCCUCGGCAACCGGGACGUGCAGGUCAAGAGCGUCGAGGUGCUGAUUAGAAUAAUGACGCAGCUCGUCUCGGGGGCCAAGUCCUCAGAAGGGAGGAACCUGGAGUUCAUCCAUAGCUUGCUGCAGAGGUGCAAGGUGCAGGAGUUUGUCCUGCUCUCCCUGUCAGCGUCCAUGUACACAAGUCAGAAGCGCUAUGGUCUGGCCACCGCCGACCGCGCCAGGUUCCUGCUAGAGGAUAGCCUCUUCGAGGAGAAUCUCAUCAACCUGGGCCAGGACCAGAUUUGGAGCGAGCAUCCCCUGCAGAUCGAGCUGCUCAAGCUCUUGCAGGCACUCAUCGUCCUGGAGCACCACCUGGGCCAGGGCCAGGAGGAGGCCGAAAGCCAGCCAGCUCUGUCCCGUGAGUGGCAAAAGGCGCUUAACUUCCAGCAAGCCAUUGGCGCCAUGCAGUACGUGCAGCCCCACCCCCUCACCUCCCAGGGCCUGCUGGUCUCAGCAGUGGUGAGAGGCCUGCAGCCUGCCUAUGGCUACGGCAUGCACCCCGCCUGGGUGAGCCUGGUCACGCAUUCCCUGCCAUACUUUGGGAAGUCCCUGGGUUGGACAGUGACCCCCUUUGUUAUCCAGAUCUGCAAAAACUUGGACGAGCUGGUCAGACAGUAUGAAAGCGAGUCUGUGAAGCUGACCGUCAGCACAACUUCAAAGAAGGAAAACAUUUCUCCAGAUUAUCCACUCACGCUUUUGGAAGGCCUGACAACGAUUAGCCAUUUUUGUCUUUUGGAACAACCUAACCAAAACAAAAAGAUGGCUGCCCUCAGUGAUCCUGUCAACCUGAGAAAUGCCAAGAAUGCCAUUUUGGAAGAGCUGCCUCGCAUUGUCAACACUAUGGCUCUUCUGUGGAAUGUUCUGAGAAAGGAGGAGAUGCAGAAGAGACCCGUGGAUCUCCUAGGGGCCACAAAAGGAUCUUCUUCUGUUUACUUUAAAACCACCAAGACUAUAAGACAAAAAAUUUUAGACUUCCUAAACCCCUUGACAGCACACCUUGGGGUUCAGCUGAUGGCUGCAGUUGCUACUGUGUGGAGCAAGAAGAAGGCACAGCGCCACAGCAAGACCAUGAUCAUCCCAGCAGCAAGUGCGUCCCAGCUCAUCCUCGUGGACUUGGUGUGCGCGCUCAGCACCCUGCCCACGGACACGGUGCUGCAGCUGGUGAAGGAGGUGGUGAAGAGGCCGCCGCAGAUCAAAGGGGACGAGAGGUCGCCCCUGGUGGACAUCCCUGUGUUGCAGUUUUGCUACGCUUUCAUCCAAAGACUGCCAAUAGCCAACUUGCAGGAGAGCUUCCCUUCUCUGCUGGGAGUACUGAAGGAGUCUGUGCAGCUGAAUCUGGCUCCCCCCGGCUACUUUCUGCUUCUAAGCAUGCUGAAUGACUUUGUUACGAGAACUCCCAACCUGGAAAGCAAGAAAGACCAAAAAGACCUGCAGGAAAUCACUCAGAAAAUCCUCGAAGCUGUCGGGAACAUUGCUGGCUCUUCCUUGGAACAGACCAGCUGGCUCAGCAGAAACCUGGAAGUGAAGGCCCAGCCUCAAGUCUCACUAGAAGAAUCCGAUGCUGAAGACAGUGUGUAUGAUGCUGCGGCGGCCUCAGCAAUGGUAUCGGCAUCUGCCCCCUCGGUUUACAGUGUACAAGCCCUCUCCCUCCUGGCGGAGGUUCUGGCUUCUCUCCUGGACAUGGUUUAUCGGAGCGAUGAGAAAGAGAGGGCAGUCCCGUUAAUCUCCCGCUUGCUCUACUAUGUUUUCCCUUACCUGCGCAAUCACAGUGCCUACAACACCCCCAGCUUCCGGGCAGGGGCCCAGCUGCUGAGCUCCUUGAGUGGUUAUGCCUACACCAAGCGAGCGUGGAAGAAGGAAGUGCUGGAACUGUUUCUGGACCCCGCUUUCUUUCAGAUGGAUACUUCCUGUGUUCAUUGGAAGUCCAUUAUUGACCAUCUUCUGACUCAUGAGAAGACAAUGUUCAAGGACCUCUUGAACAUGCAGAGCAGCUCAUUAAAGCUCUUCUCCAGUUUUGAGCAGAAGGCCAUGCUGUUGAAGCGCCAGGCCUUCGCUGUCUUCAGUGGGGAGCGUGACCAGUACCACCUGUACCUUCCCCUGAUUCAAGAACGCCUGACAGACAAUCUCAGAGUUGGACAGACAUCCAUAGUUGCUGCUCAGAUGUUUCUUUUUUUCAGAGUUUUGCUGCUAAGAAUAUCUCCUCAGCAUCUCACCUCACUGUGGCCAAUAAUGGUCUCUGAAUUAAUUCAGACAUUCAUCCAGCUUGAAGAAGACCUGAAAGAAGAAGAUGAGUCGUGGAGAAACAGCAAUAAAAUCAACAGAACCAGAGUCUUGGUUGCUGACGGAAACGGGCCCUCAGUUGGGGAGAUAGCCCCGAGCGAACUUAUCCUGUAUUUAUCAGCCUGCAAAUUCUUGGACACAGCACUGUCUUUUCCACCUGACAAAAUGCCAUUAUUUCAAAUCUAUAGAUGGGCUUUUGUUCCAGAAGUAGACACUGAGAGCCCUGCCAUCCUGUCAGACCUGGAGGAGAAUCACCAAGAAUGCAAACCCCACACUGUUAGGAUUCUAGAACUUCUAAGAUUAAAACAUGGGGAAAUUAGUGGCUCUGAUGAGAUCACCAUGAAGAGUGAAUUUCCUCUUCUGCGCCAGCAUUCCAUUUCCAACAUCAGACAGUUGAUACCAUUCUUCAGGACUCUAAACUGUGCUUUCAAAACCCAAAGUCAGCUCUCUGCUGAUGUCCCAAGAGCUCCUGUCCUGGAGUUUCCUGUCCCAGAGAGCUCAAGGGUCUUGCAACAACUGGAGGAAUGUGUAGAGUAUGAUUUUCUGGAACACACAGAAUGUUAAUGUCCCAAGAAAGAACUUGUAUACAGUUCUCGACGCUUCCCUGAGAACAAGGCUCUACUCUAACCAGAAAGAAGCCAGAAGACCACUGUUAAACAACUCUGCAGUCCUGAAAGGCAUUCAGGUACUUUUCUAGUUAAGCAACAAAACAAACACCCAUAAAUACCCUGUAAUAUAUUUAAAUCUCAUUUUGUGUUUCUUCUUCAAUUUAUGUCAUAAAAAUAAAAGUUAAUAUAUCACCUAA